AUGAGGAAAUUCAGCUUAAUAACAGUUUUACUUCUCUGCAGCCACAGCUGGAUCUGUGAGUCUCAGACUGUGGAGGUCCAGCAGGGUGAAGAUGCCACUCUGCUGUGCUCCAACAUUUCUACAUCUCCAACCCAGACGGACUGGUUCAGAGUGGUGAACAGAACCAAACCCAGCUGUAUCUCUGCCAUGUAUGGAGCUGAAGGUGAAGCUUCACUCUGUGAUGGAUUAAAAGAUGGAAAAUUUGAGAUGAGCUCCAACAUGUCCACUGUCUUUCUGAGGAUUAAACAAGUGGAUUUCUCUGAUUCUGGUCUGUAUUUCUGUGGAUUCUACAUGAAGGGACAUACAGUCAUUGUCAGUGCAGCAGAGUUAAUGGUUCAAGGUGAAAAUAAAUCCAUUGAUGGAGCCAAUUUGAACUCAGAAAAAGCUGAUGGAUCUACAGACCUGAUGAAGGUGAUCCUGGGUGCUCUGACUGGUUUCUUCACAGUCGUUCUGGUCGUCAGUGUCUGGAAACUUCAGAAAGCUGCGAAUGAGGAGGCGCAGCCAGGAAGAAGUGAGGACUCCAGCUUCCUCCUGGAGGAAGACUCUCACUCUAAAUUCUCCCAGUUUGUCUCUGUGUGGGUCCUGCGAUGGACCGGUGACCUGUCCUGGGUGUACUCUUCCAGCAACCCUGAACUGGAUUAUGUGGUUUAG
Melanotaenia boesemani (Boeseman's rainbowfish) is the source of this 690-nucleotide messenger RNA. RefSeq lists its product as uncharacterized. The coding region runs from base 1 to 690 and encodes 229 amino acids. The transcript has 6 exons. The record is from RefSeq and is a predicted model, not a curated record. Gene Ontology annotation, biological process: response to bacterium. Lineage: Eukaryota; Metazoa; Chordata; Actinopteri; Atheriniformes; Melanotaeniidae.